AAACUUUAUAACAAAAACUUAAAACCUUAUCUUUGGUCCGGACUCAUGUUUAUGGGCUAAUUUCGCAUACACCGACCGAAUUCACCACUUCCUUCGUCAAACAUAGUAUCAUCCUUUCGCACUUGUCAAUGGUUCGCAAACGAUUUCAAGAAGCCAAAACAGGGCUACUAUUCGCCAAAUCGUUCGAUUCCGAUAAGUUUUUGAAGAAGAUUGGUUUAGGAAAGGAAGACCAUCACUUCUGGAAGCAAGUGGGCAAAGCUUUGCUAUGCACGUACACUCUGUUCGGUGUUGCGUGGCUCUACAACGAAACAUCGCCAUUGGGUUGGUGGACACUGAAGCCAAAGCCCAAGGAGGAGAGAGAGUUGGCCCACCUGUACGAGCAGCGGAAGUUUCCAUACCCUGGCGACGAGGAGGCAAUGAAGGAGUUUGUUGCCAAGGGUGGCAUGAUCGGCACGACAAUUGGUCCAAAAGGUGUCAUCGAAUCGGAUAAAGACUCGUACAAUUAUCAGAAGGAGUUGCAGGACAAGAAGUUCGAGCAAGAAGCUCUGAAGCUGUGGAUUAGGAUGAGAAAUGAAGUCCUUUCGGAGCUGCAAGAGAAAGGGUUUGAUGUUGAGUAAACAAGUUAGAAGCAUCUUUGUAUGAAUGUUAUGUCAUGGUUUUUGAGUCUCAAGUGUUGGAAGGAGUAUAACUGGUAUUUGGUUGAUCCAAGGUGUGGCCUUACAUUUUUGUUCUUUGUGUUUGAUUGUUAAUUCUAUUCAUUUUGGUUUUAUCUAUGUUGGCAAGUGGUUCAAAAUCCAUGAAUGCUUCUUGUUA
Camellia sinensis is the source of this 813-nucleotide messenger RNA. Its product is annotated as homeobox prospero protein. Lineage: Eukaryota; Viridiplantae; Streptophyta; Magnoliopsida; Ericales; Theaceae. The record is from RefSeq and is a predicted model, not a curated record.